AGGCUCCUGGCCCGGCUGAAGGCCCCUUUCUCCCCCGGCCCCAGGGACGCUGCCCGACUGCCGCCACCGCCAUGCUCCUGGAGCGAGCGCGAGGACGGGACAAAGACACCGCCGCCUCGGAGGGCUGCGCCUUGGCCCGCAGCGCAGAGCUGCCGCUGUGCGCCGGCUGCAGCCAGCCCAUCGGAGACCGCUUCAUCCUGAAGGUGCUGGAACGCCACUGGCACGGGCGCUGCCUCAAGUGCCGCGACUGCCACGCGCCGCUGGCCGACAAGUGCUUCAGCCGCGGGGACGCCGUCUUCUGCAAGGACGACUUCUUCAAGAGGUUUGGGACCAAGUGCGCCGCCUGCCAGCAGGGCAUCCCCCCCACGCAGGUGGUGCGCAGAGCCCAGGACUUCGUCUACCACCUGCCCUGCUUCUCGUGCGUGGUGUGCAAGCGGCAGCUGGCCACCGGCGAUGAGUUCUACCUGAUGGAAGACAGCCGGCUGGUCUGCAAAGCCGACUACGAGACCGCCAAGCAGCGAGAAGCUGAAUCCACAGCAAAGAGACCCCGCACAACAAUCACAGCCAAACAAUUGGAAACCUUGAAAAAUGCUUACAACAAUUCGCCCAAACCAGCUCGGCAUGUGAGAGAGCAGCUAUCUUCUGAGACAGGCCUGGAUAUGCGGGUUGUGCAGGUUUGGUUCCAAAACAGAAGGGCCAAAGAAAAACGCUUAAAGAAAGAUGCUGGGAGACAAAGGUGGGGACAGUAUUUCAGAAAUAUGAAGCGAUCAAGAGGGAACUCCAAAUCAGACAAGGAGAGUAUCCAGGAAGAAGGGCCAGACAGUGAUGCUGAGGUCUCCUUCACAGAUGAGCCAUCGAUAUCAGAGAUAAACCACUCCAAUGGAAUUUACAACAACCUUAGUGAAACUUCCCCUGCUUUAGGGAGACAAGCUGGGAGCAAUGGCAGCUUCUCUUUGGAACACAGUGGCAUUCCGCCUCAGGAACAAUACCAUGACCUUCGAUCCAACAGCCCCUACGGCAUACCUCAUUCACCAGCCUCUUUGCAAGCUUUGCCUGGUCACCAGUCUUUGAUGUCCACCCUGGUUUACCCUGACAAUGGCUUGGGUGUCAUAGGUCAAACCGAACAAGCUGUGCCUCCACCCAUGAGAGUACUAGGUGGGAAUGGACCCAGUUCAGAUCUCUCCACAGGAAGUAGUGGAGGUUAUCCAGACUUCCCUGCAAGCCCUGCUUCUUGGUUAGAUGAAGUUGAUCAGGCUCAAUUUUGAUACAGGAUUCAAGAGGUUGUAGCUUGUAUUUCAGGCUCCGGAAAGACAAUAUGGAAUGACAGUUUUAUUCUAAGGGUAGGAAAAAGCCAGCAAAGAUUCUUGGAAAAAAACAACAUGAAACAAGGACUAGCCCAGGAACAGAUUAAUGGGGAACAUGGACUACAGAAAGUCACACUUGCACCAUCUUUACAGAACUACUGAACAUCUAUAAACUUGGGCUUUACAGGUUUGAUGGUGUGUAUGGGUGGAAGGGUAGGAGAGGUGGUUUUCAUUUUGAUUUGUUGUUCAGAUACUCUUCAUAACAAGAACUAACCUCUGUACUUCACACACCAGUUCUUAUGGUCAAGAAUUUCAUCUGUGGAGAAAUUAAAAUGCUAAAUUUCAAGAGGAGAUGUACAAAGAAAAAUCUUUCAGAUAGCCUGGUGAUAUUGUUGCACUUGUACUUUUAUAAUGUGGUAUGGAUUUCUUAAAAAAAAUUACAGUUCUAGGUUUAUAAAGCCAAUUGAUUAGUCAAAA
This is a messenger RNA of Sphaerodactylus townsendi, 1781 nucleotides long. It is a transcript of the gene LHX3, whose product is annotated as LIM homeobox 3. Gene Ontology annotation, molecular function: RNA polymerase II transcription regulatory region sequence-specific DNA binding; DNA-binding transcription factor activity, RNA polymerase II-specific. Gene Ontology annotation, biological process: regulation of transcription by RNA polymerase II; neuron differentiation. The transcript is spliced from 6 exons. The record is from RefSeq and is a predicted model, not a curated record. NCBI's taxonomy places the organism in Eukaryota, Metazoa, Chordata, Lepidosauria, Squamata, Sphaerodactylidae. Bases 72 to 1265 code for a protein of 397 amino acids. Gene Ontology annotation, cellular component: nucleus.